Cydia strobilella is the source of this 702-nucleotide messenger RNA. RefSeq lists its product as uncharacterized. NCBI's taxonomy places the organism in Eukaryota, Metazoa, Arthropoda, Insecta, Lepidoptera, Tortricidae. The record is from RefSeq and is a predicted model, not a curated record. Bases 158 to 556 code for a protein of 132 amino acids. The transcript is spliced from 4 exons.
ACUCGUACUCGCGCCAUUCAGCCACAGUACCUUUACCGUUGCCCGCGAAAAAACGCGUCCGUCAAUUUAAAAAGUUUCGUUUUAUUUUUAAAUUGCGUAGAUUAUAAAUAGUGGAUGCUCACCGCGUGAGCCGCUGUGCGAGACACGACGCAGAGACAUGUACCGACUAGCAAUCCUUUUGAUCGCCACCGCGGCUGCCGCGCCGCAGGACAACAGCAUCACCUUUAUAAAAAGCCUGCCACGGCCUGAAGAGCCGCUGCCUCCGCCCGAAGAGCUGGUCCCAGCGCCCUCUUACGCCUCUACACAUAUAGAGAAUCUGCCUCUGAGCAUCCAAGAUGCCUCGGAUUACAGGACAGAAGAGGACAGCAGUAAGCAGGAGUACUUGGAUACUUCAGCUGACUCGAGUCCAGAUGAGCAGACCACGGAUUCCACGGAGGAUGCCACGUUGGAAGAGUCCACGGAAACCAACGAGGCCACUACGGUUACGGAGAGAUACCAGCCUAAAACUACGAGUACACCUAAGUUUCAGGUUAAAAAAUCCCCACCAAAAUUCUAACUCAAAACUGAGCUAUUUCGAGAAGCCCAGCUAUUCCGCGCCCACCAACUUAGUGGACCGCUCCGCCAAACGCAAGUUCCGAUCUAAAUGCCGCUGCGAGAAGCUCUCCAACUGUCCCAAACUGCAGAUCACCGUGCCACGGUGUC